Molecule: messenger RNA, 2210 nt
Organism: Peromyscus maniculatus bairdii (prairie deer mouse)
Lineage: Eukaryota; Metazoa; Chordata; Mammalia; Rodentia; Cricetidae
Source: RefSeq, a predicted model, not a curated record
UGUUGAGCUCUCUCUACAAGAUUGCAAGGGGAAGAUGCCUGCAUCCAAAGAUGCCAGUAUCACCGGAAAGUGCUCAGCAGCAGCAGGCAUGCUUCAGGGUCCCCCUCCCCUUGCUGCGUCUCCUUUUCCCCCUCCCCUGAGCAGCCAGGCCCCCGCCCCCGCCCCGCCCCCGGUGUGAGAUGGGGGACGGGCGGGCGGGCAGAGCUGAGCUGAGCUGAGCGGACAGACACAGACGCUGCCACCUGAUCCCAUCCAGGCGCAGCAAGGCAAGCUACCCGCACGAGCGUGUAGGGCCCGUUACCUUCAGACCCGGCAGAUUUCAGGACAAGGGGCCCAGGGGAAGCGGAAGGUAGCCCCUGACCCAAGUUGGAGACAGAGCCUGCCUGCGUUUUUGGGAACACUGGCCCUGCUACCAGAACCCCAGGACCCCCCAUGAGUGCUGGCAAAGGAAGUCCUGGAUAGUGAAGCCCUGGCUGGUCCAGGAGUGAGUACUCCACCAUGCCACCCAUCCUCCAGCGCCUGCAGCAGUCCACCACAAUGAUGAGCCGCAGGAAAAUCCUGCUAUUGGUGCUAGGGUGCAGCACUAUAAGCCUCCUCAUCCACCAGGGGUCGCAGCUCAGUUGGUACCCCAAGUUGUUUCCUCUGAGCUGCCCGCCGCUGCGAGAGUCGCCCCCCCGGGCCAAGCACACGGCCGUGGCCUUCCUGAAGACUCACAAGACAGCGGGGACCACGGUGCAGAACAUCCUGUUCCGCUUCGCAGAGCGCCACAAUCUCACCGUGGCCCUGCCUCACCCCAGCUGCGAGCACCAGUUCUGCUACCCGCGGAACUUCUCGGCGCACUUCGUGCACCCGGCCACGCGGCCCCCGCACAUGCUGGCCAGCCACCUGCGCUUCGACCGCGCCGAGCUCGAGCGCCUCAUGCCGCCGGGCACGGUCUACGUCACCAUCCUGCGCGAGCCGGCCGCCAUGUUCGAGUCGCUCUUCAGCUACUACAACCAGUACUGCCCGGCCUUCCGGCGCGUGCCCAACGCGUCGCUCGAGGCGUUCCUGCGCGCCCCCGAGGCCUACUACCGCCCCGGCGAGCACUUCGCCAUGUUCGCGCACAACACGCUGGCCUACGACCUGGGAGGCGACAACGAGCGCAGCCCACGCGAGGACGCCGCCUACCUGGCGGGCCUCAUCCGCCAGGUGGAGGAGGUCUUCUCGCUGGUCAUGAUCGCCGAGUACUUCGACGAGUCCCUCGUGCUCCUGCGGCGCCUGCUGGCCUGGGACCUGGACGACGUGCUCUACGCCAAGCUCAACCUGCGCGAGGCCCGCCAGCGGCUGCUGCGCCGGUGCUUCGGGGACGAGCCGGUGCUGCGCCCCGCCGCCCAGAUUCGCACCAAGCAGCUGCAGCCUUGGCAGCCUAGCCGCAAAGUGGACAUCAUGGGCUAUGACCUGCCGGGCGGCGGUGCUGGCCCCGCCACGGAGGCCUGCCUCAAGCUGGCGAUGCCCGAGGUGCAGUAUUCAAACUAUCUGUUGCGGAAGCAGAAGCGCCGAGGUGGGGUGCGGUCGAGGCCGGAACCGGUCCUGGAUAAUCCUCCCCCUCGACCCAUCCGAGCAUUGCCCCGCAUCCCCCAGGGUACCUGAGUUCUGUCUGCCUCCUGGAACCCAGGUCUUGCUCCAUUAGGGCCCUUUUAUUCUCCACAGGCGUGAGCCCUGUGUCCAAAUGGAGGUGCAUCUGCAUCUGAGCCUGCCACCCCAGUGUCGCCUGAACCCCACUUUCUGGGAUGGCAUUGAUGGGCCACCCACUCCUCCUUCCCACUUGGUUGGUGACUUUGACAAGAGAUCCAAGGGUGUUCCAACACUGCCUACCCUGCCUUUUUCUGGGGACUGAGAACCCCACCUGUCUUCUGAGGGGCUGAGCCCCCACCUGUGUGAAGUGGAUGACCACAAGCCCCAGUGAGGGACUAAGUCCUGGGAAAACGCCGUGCUUCCUGUCAGCGCCUGGGCUUUUGUUCUUCCCAGAGCUGCAGAGGUCCGAUACUGUCUUCCAGUCUACUUCCCUAAACACCUAAGCUGCUCCCAGACACCCAGAACCAAGAGUUCUUGGGUUGGGCUUUUUGUUUGGUCCUUUCUCCUCCUCCUUGGGUUGGGCUUUUUGUUUGGUCCUUUUUCCUCCUCCUCUUCCUCCUCCUCUUCUUUUUUUUAAUAAAAUAACUUUAAAUGUG